Messenger RNA from Helianthus annuus (common sunflower), 1816 nucleotides. RefSeq names its product R-linalool synthase QH1, chloroplastic. The transcript is spliced from 7 exons. Bases 1 to 1755 code for a protein of 584 amino acids. Gene Ontology annotation, biological process: diterpenoid biosynthetic process. Lineage: Eukaryota; Viridiplantae; Streptophyta; Magnoliopsida; Asterales; Asteraceae. Gene Ontology annotation, molecular function: terpene synthase activity; magnesium ion binding. The record is from RefSeq and is a predicted model, not a curated record.
AUGGCGUUAGUGUGCUUGUUUCCCUGCUCACUUCUCCUUAGGAAAGAUUCUUGUGCCCCAAGUAGGCGACUUAACAUUUGCAAGACAAUAAAUUCAUCACAAAACACAUCAACCGUUGUUGAACCCCUCGUUAAACGACGAACAGCAAAUUAUGAGUCAUCGCUAUGGUCUUAUGAUCAUGUUCAAUCACUCACAACUAAAUACUCGGGAAAAGAUUACACGGCUAGAGCAGAAAAUCUGAAAGAAGUAGUAAAGACGAUGCUACAAAAACGUAGUGUGGUGGAAAAUCCAUUAAUCAGCCUCGAGUUAGUUGAUGAUUUGCAGAGACUUGGGAUUGCGUAUCAUUUUAAGGAGGAGAUAGCUGAUGUCUUGGAGAAUAUUUACCACAACACUCGCAACAACUGGAGUACGACGGACUUGAACCUCCGAUCUCUUGGUUUUCGACUACUAAGACAACAUGGUUAUCCGGUCUCGCAAGACAUAUUUGGCAACUUUAAGAACAAGAUUGAAAAUCUUAACCCAUGUCAAUACGAGGAUAUGGUCGCGAUUUUGAACUUAUACGAGGCAUCUUAUCAUUCAUUCGAGGAUGAGAGCGUACUGGAUGAAGCAAGAGACUUGACAAAAAAAUAUCUUGAAGAAAACCUAGACGAUGUUAAUGGAAGUAUAGCGCCAUUAGUAAGUCAUGCUUUAGAGGUUCCAUUGCAAUGGAGAGUACCACGGGUAGAAGCGAGAUGGUUCAUUGAUUUAUAUGAGAAAAGAAGUGACAUGAAUCCGGUAGUGAUUGAGCUUGCAAAAUUGGAUUUUGAUAUGGUUCAAGCGGUUCAUAUUGAAGAUCUAAAACACGCCUCAAGGUGGUGGAGAAAUACAAGCUGGGAUAAGAAGUUAACCUUUGCUCGUGACCGGUUGGUGGAGUGUUUUUUGUGGACCGUAGGUUAUAGUUACAUGCCCGGGUUCAGUACCGGAAGGAGAGAGAUAACAAAGGUCAAUGCCAUGAUUACUACUAUUGAUGAUGUCUAUGAUGUUUAUGGUACUUUGGAUGAGCUUGAACAAUUUACUGAUGUCAUCAGCAGAUGGGAUAUCAAUGCAAUUGAAGAACUCCCAGAGUAUAUGAAAAUAUGCUUCCUUGGACUCUACAACACAACAAACAAUGUCGCGUAUGACACGUUGAUAAACUCAAGAAUCCAUGUCCUUCCGUACCUAAAGAAAGCGUGGGCAGAUUUAUGCGAGUCAUACCUUCGAGAAGCAAGGUGGUACCAUAGUAGACAUACACCAACACUCAAGGACUACUUGAAUAAUGCUUGUGUAACAAUAGGAAGUCCUCUAACACUCAUGUACAUGAAGAUUUUAACAUCUGUUACUUCAACCGAAGAGAUUGUACAAUGGUUUGAAGAAUCUAAGAAUAUAGUUAACCAUACAUCGUUAAUCGUUCGACUUGCUGAUGACCUGGAAACAUCCUCGGACGAAAUGAAAAGAGGGGAUAUUCCAAAGUCGAUUCAGUGUUACAUGCAUGAAAGUGGUGCUACCGAAGAAGAAGCUAGAAGGCAUAUCAAAAACUUAAUUUUGAAAAUAUGGAAAAAACUUAACAAAGAACGGGCGAAUGCUAAAUCUCAGCUUCUACAUGAAACUAUUGACUAUGCAAUGGACAUUGUUAGGAUGGCACAGUUUAUGUACGGUAAAGGAGACGGGCAUGGUCGUCCAAAUGUGACUAAAUCUCAUGUAUUAUCAUUGUUGUUUAAUCCUAUCCAAGAGACCUAGUAGUCAAUAAUUUGUGUAUGGAUGUUUGUAUUAAAAAUAAAAACUUAUAAAUAUAUGCAUA